This is a messenger RNA of Sphaerulina musiva SO2202, 1261 nucleotides long. RefSeq names its product NAD(P)-binding protein. Gene Ontology annotation, molecular function: oxidoreductase activity, acting on the CH-OH group of donors, NAD or NADP as acceptor. The transcript has 2 exons. The record is from RefSeq and is a predicted model, not a curated record. The coding region runs from base 89 to 1111 and encodes 340 amino acids. NCBI's taxonomy places the organism in Eukaryota, Fungi, Ascomycota, Dothideomycetes, Mycosphaerellales, Mycosphaerellaceae.
GUAAUCACCGUCACAAUCCCAACUAUAACACAGUCGAACAAUACCACUUUCGAUCGACAACAGCACAAAUCACAUAUCGAAUCCCAAAAUGGCAAGCGUCAUCAAAGACGAGAACCGGGCACUGCCCAAAGGCUCUCUCAUCCUCGUCACGGGAGCUUCUGGCUACAUUGGCUCACAUGUAAUCAAUGAAGCCCUCGCAGCUGGAUACAAAGUCCGUGGCACGGCCAGAAGCGAGGAAAAGGCUGAAAACACCAAGAAGAUUUUCAACAACCACCCCAACUACUCGACGGCCAUUGCAGCCGACUUCCAGACCGAUGGUGCCUUUGAUGAGGCAGUCAAAGGCGUCGAUGCCGUGAUCCACGUUGCUUCAGACACCACCUUUGGCACCGAUCCCAACAAGGUCAUCACUCCCACGAAAGCGGGAGUGCUCUCCAUUCUCAAAUCAGCUGCAAAGGAACCCUCCGUCAAGCGAUUCGUCCUGACCUCAUCCUCCGCUGCCGUGCUUCUCCCCAAGUUGAACAAGGAACUCACCGUGAGCAAGGACGAUUGGAACCAAGAGGCGAUCGAUCUCGCCUGGGCACCGCCUCCAUAUGGCGAUGACCGCGCCUACCCAGUAUAUGCUGCAUCGAAAGCAGAAGGUGAGAAGGCCAUGUGGCAAUUCGUGAAGGAACAGAAGCCAUCAUUCAUCGCCAAUGCCAUCCUCCCCAACUUCAACAUGGGCAAAAUCUUGCCAGGAGGAAGUCCGGGGGCAACAGGUGGUGCCAUUCCCGAUCUGUACAACGGCAAGCUCUCUCCGAUUGGUCCUCAAUACAUGAUUGAUGUGGUGGACGAUGCUCGUCUCCACCUCAUUGCAGCAGCCCUCGAUCCCAGCAUCGAGAAUGAGCGCAUCUUUGGCUUCAACGUCGCUUUCAACUUUGGUGACAUUAUUGCCAUCAUCAAGAAGCACUAUCCGGACGCGAAGAAUGUAGCCAAGACGCCUGAGAACGAGGGCCGCGAUCUCAGCAAAGUGCCAAACGAGCUCGGCGCAGAGCUACUGAAGAAGUGGUAUGGGCAGGAUGGGUACAAGUCACUCGAGCAGACUGUGCUUGAGAAUUUAGAGGGCCAGAUCUGAGAAAAGCAGCUUUCCAUCUGUCUCACGGCUAGAAUAAUGCGGCUCAGCAGACGAUGUUUAUAUAUGACUUGGUCUAAAGGGCUUCACGACGUUGAUGCCAACACACAUUAUAUAACGAUUGUACGAUAAAUUACAAUAAACAGAUUCGAC